AUGACAGGCUUUGAUUCUCAAACUCUAAACUUUAUCCUAUUUGUGAAUAUCGUUCGGGUGCUGGCAACCAAGAUCCGAGAGACCAACGCAGGCAGAUAUGACACGAGAAAACAGUACAGGAAGCUGGCUAAAUCCACGCUGGUGUUGGUGUUCGUUUUUGGUGUACACUACAUUGUGUUUGUGGGGAUGCCACACACCUUCAAGGGACUCGGCUGGGAAGUGCGCAUGUACUGCGAGCUCUUCUUCAACUCUUUCCAGGGUUUCUUUGUGUCCAUAAUCUACUGUUACUGCAAUGGAGAGCUAGUCACUGUGAUUAGUGUUAACCUGACAUCCAUCUCCUUCUCUCUCCCUCAGGUCCAGACAGAAAUAAAAAAGACCUGGACACGCUGGAACCUGGCCUUCAACUGGAAGGGUCCAGUAGUGUGUGGCACUUACCGCUAUGGCUCAGUGCCAACAGGCCUCAACAACAGCACCAGCAGCCAAUCACACCUGGCCACAGGAGCAUCUGGUACGCGCUCCACCAUGCUCUUCUCCAGCCGGGUAUACCGCAGCACUGGAGCCCCCUCCAUCAGUGCCCACAUGGCCCUGCCAGGCUAUGUGCUUAACAAUUCAGACGCUGACAGCCUACCACCAUCCAUUCCUGAGGAGUCAGAGGACAGUGCAAAGAAGGUGGAUGACAUUCUGUUGAAAGAGUCACUUCCUGCACUUCCCAGUAGUGGCCCUGAAGAUGAUGAGGAGACUUUGUAGAUAUCAAUAUCUGGACCUGUGACAUAAUAUUGAAACAUUUCACCACUCAUUUAAUGAGAGGACAUUAUACCACAAGCCAUGUAACCUUAGCUUACUACUGC
Molecule: messenger RNA, 848 nt
Organism: Ictalurus furcatus (blue catfish)
Lineage: Eukaryota; Metazoa; Chordata; Actinopteri; Siluriformes; Ictaluridae
Gene: pth2ra
Product: parathyroid hormone 2 receptor a
Exons: 5
Coding region: 1-747 (248 amino acids)
Biological process (GO): cell surface receptor signaling pathway; adenylate cyclase-modulating G protein-coupled receptor signaling pathway
Cellular component (GO): plasma membrane
Molecular function (GO): parathyroid hormone receptor activity; G protein-coupled peptide receptor activity; peptide hormone binding
Source: RefSeq, a predicted model, not a curated record